Messenger RNA from Spirodela intermedia, 2363 nucleotides. Lineage: Eukaryota; Viridiplantae; Streptophyta; Magnoliopsida; Alismatales; Araceae. The record is from the annotation of a GenBank genome assembly.
AUGGACUCCCCGCCAAAGCGAGCCCUUCCACGCUCAUUCUUCUUCAUCAUCUUCCUCUUCCUCAGACUCGAGGACGCUCUGGUUGGAGCCCAGCAAGGUAGCCUCUCUAUUUUUCUUCUCACGAUCCGAUUACAGCGUAUAAUCCGUGGAUUUAUGGGAUGCAUGCACCCAGGAUUCAUCAGCGUUGACUGCGGCCUGCCCAAUGGCUCGGGCUACCAAGAGAACACCACCGGGAUAACCUACGUCCCCGAUACCCAGUACGUCGACGCGGGGGAGACGAAGACCGUUGCGGCGGAGGGCUUCGCCAGGCGCUACCGGACCCUCCGCGUCUUCCCAGAAGGGGCCCGGAACUGCUACAACCUCCGGCCGGUGCAGCCGGGGGCCAAGUACCUAGUGCGAGCCGAGUUCUUCUACGGCAACUACGACGGCCUGCAAAACCCCCCCGAGUUCGAGCUACACAUCGGGAUCAACGUCAGGCUCACCAUCCGAUUGACGCUUAACGACAGGCCCGACUUCUCCGAGGUCAUCGUGGCGGACCAGGGGGACACCAUAUGGGUCUGCCUGGUCAACACGAACAAGGGGACGCCCCUGAUAUCGACGAUCCAGCUGAGCCUGCUCCCAAACUUCUUAUACCCCUACGCCAACGCGUCUCAGAGUUUGCUUCUCCAACGGCGCUAUAACUUCGGAACAAACGACGACCUGAGGUGAAGGGCAUCUCCAUGAAUCGUGCAUUCAUGGCUACCCCCAUCCCCCUCCUCUUCCUCUCAUCAUUAUGCAAUAAAAAAUAUAGAGUAGUUUGGGGGCUUCCUUCCAUGGGCGAUCGAUGAUCAGCAUGAAUCUGAGAAGAAAAGUCAACUGGCCUGUAGGUACCCAGAAGACCCCUACGACCGCAUCUGGGAGGGCUUGGUGGAGGAUUUACCUGUGAUUAGUACCACAGUCCCUGUGGCGACGACUCCAACUGACUCCUUCCAGGUAUCCUCGCUCGUUCUCAGGACGGCCAUCUCGGUUCAAAACGUCAGAUACCGCUUGAUCCUCCGGGCGGCCGUCGGAGAUCCGGACGACGUCGUCUACGCCGUCUUGCACUUUGCCGAGCUCCAGACUUUGAACCCCCCCAGCGAGACGAGGAUCAUGGACAUCCUCGGAGAGGGUAGCACUCAGGCGACUCUAAGGAGUUACAGCCCUCCGUUCCUGGAGGCAGGUCACGUAGAGAUCACCGACGCCGCAGUCGGACAAACGGGGAUAUACAAUAUCACCCUGAUCCCCUCGAUCGCAUCGACGCUGCCUCCGAUGAUCAACGCCAUGGAGAGCUUUCUGGUGAGGAAAGUCAACGAACUGCCAACUGAACUCGUCGACGGUGAGACCCGAUUGACCUCUCCGUUUAAUUUCGACACUCUAUUAAUUAUCUCGUCUCUCUGUUCCCUCUUUCUAACAUUUGGAAAAAAAAUGGCUAUUAUCCUCGUCUGAGUUUACAAAACGACUAGCGGCCUGACUGUAAAACCAUCCAUAUGAUCCUAGCAUCCUCAUCCUCAGGAACAGCCAAAAACUUUACCCCAGAUACCACGAUAUCAGCCAAAACUUUUUAGCUGGGUAAUUAGACACAAUGUGAUGGGAGGAAAUCCUGCGGUUCUAUUUGUUCAUAUCUUCAACUAUUUAUUUACCGCGAUCUUCUGUCCAGUUCGUGUCAUCCAAGGCAUCAGGGCAGCGUACAAGCUGACUAGAAAUUGGCAGGGGGACCCAUGUGUCCCAAAAGAUUAUGUAUGGGAUGGGUUGCGCUGCGACUACUUUGACGGCUUAGAAUCCCCAAGGAUCAUCUCUUUGUAAGUGAGUUGAGCCCAUUCGAUACGAAAAACCAAAUCCAAAUAUCCAACUCCUACCAUUUAUUUAUCUGAGUUGACCUUAGAUGAAUGAUACAGGAACUUAUCGUCGAGUGGACUAGUUGGUGGAAUUCCUGGCUCCAUUGCGAACCUCACUGCCUUAACAACCUUGUAAGAACUCCUCCUGUGGUUUUGGAAGCUUCAGCUGGAAGGGACACUUUUAAGGUUCAUAGUUUUUUGUUGUUUUCGUUGUUUUUUGUAGGGACUUGUCAAACAACAACCUUUCGGGCAAAUUUCCCGACUUCUUGGCCGAGUUACCCGCUAUCAAGUUUCUGUGAGUUUCAAGAUUUUGGCUUCUUCGGUUCAUAUCCUUUUAAUCUUAAUGAUAAAACGGUGUCUCUCACCCUUUCUAUCAGGAUUUUGGUAGGCAAUAAGAUCACUCUACCGUCUGAAGACCUUUGCGCAAAAGUAAUGAACGGGCGUCUUUCUUUAAGGUUCGUCCCUCAUAUUAUUUCAAAUGAAUCGUACCAGUCCUUACUUUUCAUUUGA